AUGAUAGUGGGGAGGAAAUCGUGCCGAGGAGAAUGGAUGUCCACUUCGAUUGACACCAGACUUUUCUCCACGUCACGAUCUCUUCAAGUGCCAACGGCUCAGGAGAUUUUCGACAGAGAACUCAAGUACGGCUGUCACAACUACAAACCGUUGCCUGUAGCUCUAGCCAAAGGAGAAGGUGUUUUCGUAUGGGAUGUGGCUGGUAAGAGGUAUUUCGACUGUCUCGCUGGCUAUUCUGCUGUUAAUCAAGGUCACUGUCAUCCUCGAAUAGUGGCGGCUGCCGUGAAACAGAUGCAGACACUCUCGUUGACAUCACGAGCGUUUUAUAACAACGUACUUGGCGAGUACGAGGAAUUCCUCGUGAAGAAGUUCAAAUACGACAAAGCUCUACCGAUGAACACCGGCGUGGAAGCAGCCGAAUCGGCAGUGAAGCUCGCUCGCCGUUGGGCUUACGAUGUGAAGAAGGUUCCCAAUAACAAAGCGAAGAUGAUUUUCGCCGAGAACAACUUCUGGGGUCGCUCAAUCGCUGCUAUUUCUUCAUCAAGUGAUCCCGAAUCCUACGGUGGUUUCGGUCCCUUUGUACCGCUCUUCGAAAGAGUUCCCUACAAUGAUCUGAAGGCACUCGAAAAAGCCAUAUCCGACCCGAACACGGCUGGUUUCAUGGUGGAGCCAAUCCAGGGUGAAGCUGGAGUCGUAGUACCAGAUGUUGGAUAUUUUGAAAGCGUGCAAGAUCUUUGCAAGAAGCAUAAUGUGCUCUUCAUCACUGACGAAAUACAAUCAGGUCUUGGAAGGACCGGAGAACUGCUGGCUCACUACCACGAUGGCGUGCGACCGGACAUCGUGGUUCUUGGAAAAGCUCUCUCCGGCGGCGUCUAUCCGGCCUCAGCAGUUCUUUGUGAUGAUCAUAUCAUGCUAAAUAUCAAACCGGGACAGCACGGUUCCACGUACGGAGGGAACCCAGUGGCUUGUCGAGCUGCUAUUGAAGCUCUGAAGGUGAUCGACGACGAGGGUCUUGUUGAGAACUCAGCAAAGAUGGGCGAGCUAUUUAUGUCAAAGCUACGAACACUACCCAAGGAUGUCGUGAAAACUGUUCGGGGACGAGGGCUGUUCAUCGCGAUUGUCAUUAACGAAAGUACAGUACGAUGCCUGGAUGGUGUGCAACCGAUUGCUGGCCAACGGAGUCCUGUCGAAGAACACGCACGGGGAUGUUAUACGAUUCACUCCACCCCUUGCAUAAACAAGGCCCAAAUCGAAGAAGUGUUCGAUAUCAUCUCAAAGACGAUUCAACAAGUGGUCGCUGAGCACAAGUAG
Messenger RNA from Ostertagia ostertagi, 1311 nucleotides. Lineage: Eukaryota; Metazoa; Nematoda; Chromadorea; Rhabditida; Trichostrongylidae. The record is from the annotation of a GenBank genome assembly.